AUGACAUUCCCAGUCUCCACCAUUCUGACAGUGACUGCAGUAACAAUAAUAAUUGUAACACCAGCAUCAGCAGAAGAGAAGGCAGCCAGUCAAAUCAAUCAGAUGCACAUAAAGACUGAUGGACCCACCAUAUCGGUUUUCCUGAGCUCAGAACAUGAGUCUUGUUUGGGGACCCUGAUCCACAAGCAGUGGGUUCUCACCGCAGCCCACUGCUUCUUACCCCGGGAUUCUGCUGAGCAUGACCUCAUGCUCAUCAAGCUGAAGAACCCCCUAAAGCUCAUCAAUCCGGUGAAGCUGGCAGUUCUGCCCAACACCACAGAUGACAGAGUGGGGGCCACGUGCACUGUCUCUGGCUGGGGCUGGACAUGGUGGAAUUACAACACAAACCCUGAUAUCCAGAUAAACCAAGAUGUCAUCUGGUUCUCUAAUGAAGACUGCCAAGAGGCCUCUACAAGACAAAUGCCUAUAAAAGUCUCAGAGAACAUGUUCUGUGCGGGAUCACCUCCGGAGAGCCUACACUCAUGUCGGGAAAUAGCAGCGGCCCCAAUCCUGUGCCAAAAUCAGCUCCAAGGGAUCCUGUCCUGGUCAGAAGGGUGUACUCUGAGAGGUGACACCGGCUACUACACCAAGAUUUCCCACUAUACAGACUGGAUCCUCAAAGUCAUCCACUCCAGUUGA
Molecule: messenger RNA, 678 nt
Organism: Galeopterus variegatus (Sunda flying lemur)
Lineage: Eukaryota; Metazoa; Chordata; Mammalia; Dermoptera; Cynocephalidae
Product: serine protease 58-like
Exons: 5
Coding region: 1-678 (225 amino acids)
Biological process (GO): proteolysis
Molecular function (GO): serine-type endopeptidase activity
Source: RefSeq, a predicted model, not a curated record